This is a messenger RNA of Vicia villosa (hairy vetch), 2706 nucleotides long. Its product is annotated as histone-lysine N-methyltransferase family member SUVH9-like. The coding region runs from base 287 to 2287 and encodes 666 amino acids. Gene Ontology annotation, molecular function: zinc ion binding; protein binding; histone methyltransferase activity. Gene Ontology annotation, cellular component: nucleus. NCBI's taxonomy places the organism in Eukaryota, Viridiplantae, Streptophyta, Magnoliopsida, Fabales, Fabaceae. The record is from RefSeq and is a predicted model, not a curated record. The transcript is spliced from 2 exons.
UCAUCAGUUGAAAGAGUUUUGAAGCCGAGAAACCAAUUUAGGUAAAAAGGACAACAUAGUCACGCAUCUCUCAUCAUAAUAUUUUUCCUACUUGAGAAAAAAUAACCUUAAACAACAUCACAACUUGGUAACUCAAACACGACAACACCAUUAUAAAUACCAAUUGUCUUGUCUCUUCCAUUUCCAUUUUCAUUUCAUGUUCUUUGAAAUCCAAUGUUUGUAAUUCAUACAUUUUCAUUUUUUCUUCAAUUCGUAGCUUAAAAAAACCAAUAAUAACAACAACAACAUGGAUUCUCAAGACCCUGACCUUACUACACCUCCACCUGGUUUCUCUGGCUCAGCUCCAUUGCUAACUCCGAAGCAAGAGCCUUGUGACGAACCACCUCAACAGGAACAACAUCAACAACCACAGCAAGAACCAAACCUGAAUGAUGUUCUGAACCUCAAUCUUAACCUAAAUCUUAACCUUGAUGAUAUUUAUGAAGAACAAAUCCUAUCCGAAGGGUUUUCCAACUUUAACCUUAUCUCAGAGGCUUACCGAACCGGGCUCACUACAGGUAUUCAACAACUCGAAAACGACAUCAUUGAUGUUGUUGAUGAUGCUUAUGAUCCUAAUUCACGCGCCAUCGUUCCGCUUCCGGUUCCGGUUCCCGAGGUGCGUCAGAGUUACGACAACAAUGCUCCGGGGGCUGGGGAAGUUGCGGCGCAGAGGAUUCAACGGCGUCAUAAGGAGCUUGUUCGUGUGGCGGAUCUUGAUUUAGCGGACCAACGUCAGUUUCGGGACAUGGUGAGAAGGACGAGGAUGGUUUAUGAUUCGCUUCGCGUUUCGGCUUUGAUUAAAGAGGAGAAGAGAGGUGAUGUUCGUAGACUGAGAAACGAUCUUAAAGCCUCUUCCUUGAUGAGGACCAGGGAUUUGUGGAUGAAUCGUGAUAAGAGAAUUGUUGGACCGAUUCCGGGUAUUUUUAUAGGUGAUGUGUUUCUUUAUAGAAUGGAGUUAGUUGUGAUUGGUUUACAUGGUCAAUCGCAAGCUGGAAUUGAUUAUUUGCCUGGUAGUAUGAGUUCAAAUGGCGAACCGAUUGCUACUAGUGUGAUUGUUUCUGGUGGAUAUGAGGAUGACGUGGAUCAAGGCGAUGUUAUUAUCUAUUCUGGUCAUGGUGGUCAGGAUAAGAAUUUGAGGCAGGUUUUUCAUCAGAAGUUGGAAGGCGGGAACCUUGCGAUGGAGAGAAGUAUGCAUUAUGGGAUUGAAGUUAGGGUUAUUCGCGGUGUUCGGGUUGAGAGUUCAUCUUCUGCUUCUGGUAAGGUUUAUGUUUAUGAUGGCUUGUAUAGGAUUGUUGAAUAUUGGUUUGAUGUUGGUAAGUCUGGUUUUGGUGUUUAUAAGUUUAAGUUAUGGAGGAUUGCUGGUCAAGCUAAGAUGGGUAGUGUGAUUCUUAAGGAUGCUCUGAUGUUGAGGAGGGAUCCUUUGUUUUUUAAACCUAUGUGGGUUUUUUCUCUUGAUAUCUCGAAUCGGAGCGAAAACGUUAGUGUAAGGCUUUUUAAUGAUAUUGAUAGGAUUAAUGAUCCGAUGUGUUUUCAGUAUCUUCCAAGGGCUAUGUUUCCGUCGUUUGUGUUUCAUCACAAUGAGAGGGUGACGGGUUGUGAGUGCGUGAAUGGUUGCGUCGAAGGAUGCUUUUGUUUCAAGAAGAAUGGAAAUGAGUUUCCUUAUAGUCAAAGUGGGCUUCUCUUGAAAGGAAGACCGUUAGUCUUUGAAUGCGGUCCUUAUUGUAGAUGCCCGCCUCAUUGUCGUAAUCGUGUUACACAAAAAGGGAUGAAAAAUAGGUUGGAAGUGUUUAGAUCUAAGGAGACUGGUUGGGGAGUCAGGUCUUUAGAUCUUAUUCAAGCUGGCGCUUUUAUCUGUGAAUACACCGGGGUUGUUUUGACUAGGAAGCAAGCACAAAUUUUGAUCAUGAAUGGUGAUUCAUUGAUAUAUCCGAAUCGGUUUUCAAAUAGGUGGGAAGAAUGGGGGGAUUUAUCUCUGGUAAACCCUAGUUAUAAGCGCCCGACGUAUCCAUCAAAUCCUCCUUUAAAUUUUGCUCUGGAUGUGUCAAAAAUGAGGAAUGUUGCUUGCUACAUGAGUCAUAGCUCAACUCCCAAUGUGUUGGUUCAGUUUGUCCUAUAUGAUCACAAUAAUUUGAUGUUCCCUCACCUUAUGCUAUUUGCAAUGGAAAACAUCCCUCCGAUGAGAGAGUUCAGCCUUGAUUAUGGAGUAACUGAUGACGAGUUGACUGGUAAGCUCGCUAUAUGUAAUUGAAUAUUUUGGGCGCCAUACAUUAAGCAGCCUUCACGCACCAACAAGGAAACAAAGACAAUUCUCCGUGGUGUCUCUUACGAUUCUUAUUCUCAUUCCCAUAAUAAAUCUUCUACUAGAGGCCUCUAUAAGCCAAGUCAUCACAAAUUUGGAGCCGCAAACUUCUGAUUUUAAUCGCGUGUCUUGCGAUUCUUCAUCCCAUUCCCAUAAUAGAUCUUGUACCUGAGACCUUUGUAAGCCAAGUCAUCACAAACCUGGAGCCGCAAACUUUUGGUUUUAAUCGAUACAAAUCCGGUGUUGGAUUGAUUAUGUAAAUGGGAAUUUUAUUUUAUUUUUAGAUUUUUAUAUCUUAAGGGAACAAUGACCUUUUUUAAGUAAGCGGUAAAAUAUUAGUGUCUCUAAUUAUUUUCUUUAUAUGCUAG